CGGGGCUGCCUCCCGCUCCCGCCGCGCUUCCCGCCCCGCCCCGCGGAUGCGCGGCCCUUCCGGGGGCGAGGUCCGCCCGCCCCGCCCCGCCGCCGCCGCCGCCUCGCUCGCCGCCGCGGCUGCCCAUGGAGGCCGCCGCCGAGGCCGAGGCCGAGGUGCGGCUCCUCUUGCAGGAGGCCCGGGAGAGCAUCGAGGCGGCGCGGAGCUACCGGCGGGAGCUGCAGCAGCGGCUGCGGGGGCUGCACCAGGCGCGGGAGCAGAUCAAAGAUAGUGCAACAUUGACCAGAGAUGUGCUUGAGCAGCAUUUUAGCGAUUUGAAAGGGACCCUAAAGAAGCUGCUGGACGAGCGACUGAUGUCCCUGCUGCAGGAAGUGGAUGUCAUAGAGCAAGAGAGCAUCAAGCCCCUGGAUGAGUGCCAGAAACUGAUCGAGCACGGAGUCAGCACAGCCGAUGAUCUGCUCCGGGAAGGAGAGAGUGCAGUCGAUGGAGAUGUGGGACAACAGAAUGAGAAACUUUGCAACUUUACAAAAAAAGCUCUACAUAUUCAGCUAGAUAGCUUGCCAGAAGUGCCCUCCUUGGUUGAUGUGCCUUGUUUAUCUGCCCAACUGGAUGACUGCCUCCUUACCAUAUUGAAAAAUCAAAUAUUCAGACAUGGAACUGUGGCAUCCCGCCCACCUGUACAGCUGGAGGAAUUUGUGGAAAAGCCUGGAGGUAUUUUAGUCCGAUGGUGUAAGGUGGAUGAUGAUUUCAUACCCCAGGAUUACCGGCUGCAGUACCGCAAGAGCACCGCCAGCCACUUUGAGGAUGUGUACGUGGGCUCAGAGACAGAGUUCAUCGUGCUGCACAUCGACCCCAACGUGGAUUACCAGUUCCGGGUGUGCGCCCGCGGGGACGGGCGGCAGGAGUGGAGCCCCUGGAGCGUCCCCCAGAUCGGCCGCACCACGCUGGUGCCCCACGAAUGGACAGCUGGUCUGGAGGGUUACAGCUUGAGCAGCCGAAGAAACAUAGCGCUUCGGAAUGAUUCUCAGUCGUGUGGUGUGCUCUACUCCAAAGCUCCUACUUAUUUCUGUGGGCAAACAUUAACAUUCAGAAUUGAGACCGUGGGACAGCCAGACCGCCGGGACAGCCUGGGAGUGUGCGUGGAGCAGCGCAACGGCGACGACUCCCUGCAGCGGGACAAAGCCGUGUGUGUCAGCACAAAUGGGGCAGUAUUUGUAAAUGGAAAAGAGAUGACAAACCAGUUGCCUGCUGUUACUUCUGGCUCGACUGUGACAUUUGACAUGGAAGUUGUGCAGCUGGGACCCUGCAGCAACGAGGGAGGAAACUUCAAGCUUCGAGUAACCAUCAGCUCUAACAACAGAGAAGUGGUCUUUGACUGGGUACUUGAUCAGUGCUGUGGCUCUUUGUAUUUUGGAUGUUCAUUUUCAUACCCAGGCUGGAAGGUUUUGGUCUUCUAGCAGUGAGUAAAGGGAUUUUUUGGUUUUGCUGUAAAGUGUAAUGUUAAAAGCUGAGUUUCCAGCUAUUUGACAACAAUCUGGUAACAAACCCCUGCCUUUAUAGUACUUGAACUCCACUAUAUUGUACUUUGUACUGGAUUCAUUUAAAUAAUAAUUGUGAAACAUUGGAUUUGUUACUCUGAAAAAAGCUAGAAACAAGCAUUUGUGUAGGCAAAUUAAUUUAAGCAGUCCAUCAGACCUUUCCCUUUUUUCCUCUAGACUUGAUUUUUGUCAGUAUUUCAUUGUACUCGUCUCAGGGUACGCGCGUUGUGUAGAAUUAACUUUGCUUCAGGCUGCUGCUCUGUGAAGUAAGCAUUUUAGGGGUGGUAAUGGACCAAAGUUGUAUUUAUACCACUCAGAGCACAGUAUUUAGAGCAGCGAGGUCCUGCUAUGCUUCCUUGUGCACGAUGCUGCCUUAGGAGUCUGAGCGGGCAGCGGGGCUUCCUCAGCGCACGGUACUGUUCAUCCCUCCGCAGCAGGGACGUCUGAGCCAGCCUGGGGCUCAGAGGGAGCCAGCCUGUUACUGUCUCAUUUAAGUGCCUUAUUUCCAUACUUCCUGAACUGUUUUCUGUGUUGUCACUUGGAAUAUGUUUUCUAGGGUAGCUGCACGGUGAUGCCUGCAUUGGCCAUGCACGGCUGCCUCAAGCAGACCAACAGCCAGAGCAGGAUGUUACCCUGAGCCUCUCUGAAUGUCUUCCCUGGUUACAAUUCACACACAGCCUGUGUCAGAGCAAGUCUCAGUGAUUUGGUACCUGAGCUCAACCUGUGGAUUGGCAACUGUGAUUCCUCAGAGCCCUCCUAACACUCAGAGACAACCUUCUCUUACUGUCUGACAACACAAGUGCUGUUGUGAUGUGCAGGAAUCCUGGCAAUCCCAAAUUCUGCCUGGGGACACUGGGCAGUCAGUGCAGGUGGAUGGCCCAAGCACUGCAGCCAGACUGCAGCUGCUGCUGGAGCUCCACCUGGAGUAAGGGAGAUGGGCUUUGGGUGGGCUUCAGGCAGAUUUAACCUGGGGCAGGCAGUCAGAAUUGAAGAGAUGGUGGUAAUUAAGCUGUCUCCUCCAUAGAGCAGGAUGGGAUAAAUAAUAGUGUGAAUUAAAUAACUUGGAAUUCAGAAGUUACACAAAGUUACACAUUUUUCCUCUAAGGAGCAGCUAAGAUGGGUAAGCUCAGUCUCAGAGCCUAUUCCUGGUCAAAAGAUUGCAAUGCUACUGGAUUGAAAGAAUAUUUAAAAGCAACACUCACUGAGGGGCUUCUUACCUCAAGUUCAAUUAAAAUGAAAUAUAUUUUAUCAUGUUAGAAUAGCACUAUUUUUAUAAAGCCUAGACAAUCAUACUGCCUUUCCUUCAACUGGCAAUGUGCUACAUUAGCCCUCUAUGCUACUAUAAUAAGCUUAAAGCAUAAAAGCUUAUUUUACAAUUAAUUUAGUCCAUACUCACACUAUCAGUACAAAAAAGAUCAGCCAUCGUGCCUGAAUUUUUCCCUAAGCAGCUGUAGCACGGGUGCAAGAAUUUCAGACAAGGAGAAUGGCUGUUGGUAUUUAUAGCAUUUACAAGAAUAAAAAAUGUGUGUGGAUUUAGAUGAGUGCAAAGAACCUGCACAAAGCAGAGUUAGAUUGGAAUUGGCUGGAAGACAUGAAGUGAGGAAGACUGAACUGCCACAGGUCAGAUCAUCCACUGUUAGCAACAAAGGGCCUGCAGUACUCUUAGUUUUGAAAGCUUCACUAGUUCAGUUUUAGGGAAAAAGAGAAUACUGGCUUAUCCUGUGCUUUCAAUGUUACUUUAAUUCUCCUGUGAAGAGUGUUUUCAGUACUUUUACAAAAAGAUUCAGUAGAUGAAAGUGUCAGUCCUGCUCAGAGGGUCAGGCUGCCACUCCAGAUAGCAGCUGACUUAAAUCUUGCUCCAUGUAAUAGUGCUGGCAGUUCUACUUACACACUUCAGGUAUCAGGUACUAGUUGUAACUUAGUACUUUUACCAUAUGGAAACUGAAAUUGUGAAUAUCCACACUUCUGAGGUACCAAUGGCUCAGGUACCUUUUCAUCUGCUUUUGCAGGGGCCGGUCAGACUGUAGAUUCUGCAGGAUAUUUACUUACAUGUUAGAAAAUAAAGCUUAAACCUUGAAUUCAGGUACUUCCAGAGGUGGCAAUACCGUGUCAGGUUGUUCAGGAUAUACAUAAGAGCAGCUGAAGGUGACUGUGAAGGGCCAUGAGAGGCCCCUACUGCUGCCUGGGAGAGCUGGGGAAGGCAAGAGAAGUUUUCCUGCCUUCAGGCUUUAGCUGGCUGUUGAAUGAGGGCAGUUUGCCAAUGGUUCUUUUGUUGUUAUUGUGGUGGUUUUGUUUUUUAUUUGAACUUGGCACAAGCCUCGCUGUCCAAAUUGCAAAUGAGGUACUUUGAGCCACCUCUUGGAGCUGCACCUUGUGAACAGGAGAGGAUCGAGGAGUCUCAGGGCAAGAAACCCGAGCACUAAAGGAACAAAGGAUGCAAAGAAGCGGAAGAGGCUUGAACUAAAAGGUGUAAAUUCUGUUCUUCCGCAGCAGAGUUCAGCUGGAUGGAAAACUUGACACUUCCUGUACAAUUUGCACCUCUAGCUCUUGGAGCCCUGCAAGCAACAGAGUGUUAAUGGCUUAUGAAACCCAAUCCUCAAAGUUGUUUUCCUAAGCUAGUACAUUCACUUACCUCAACUAAGACUUAUGUGUCAAGAGAAAUUUGAAUUUUUUUUAAAUAAAAGUUUUAUCCCUCAA
Poecile atricapillus (Black-capped chickadee) is the source of this 4235-nucleotide messenger RNA. It is a transcript of the gene CRLF3, whose product is annotated as cytokine receptor like factor 3. The transcript is spliced from 8 exons. Gene Ontology annotation, molecular function: protein binding. Lineage: Eukaryota; Metazoa; Chordata; Aves; Passeriformes; Paridae. The record is from RefSeq and is a predicted model, not a curated record. Bases 126 to 1457 code for a protein of 443 amino acids.